AUGGCUACGUACAACCUGGGCGUGGCCGGGAUCCUCGUGGCCGCCGUCGUUUGGGCCGAGGCCAACGCUCAGGUUCGCAGGACAACCGAGGGCGUCGCAAUCCUCCUCGCGGGGGUCGGGGUCCUCUUCCCCGUCUUGGGCACCAGGCUCCUCCGGGCGAAGCAGGAGCUGGAGGGCAAGGCGCUCGUGGCUCCCUCCGCGGCGGCGGCGGCGGCGGCCACGGGCCCCGGCACGAGCGGCAGCGUCGGGGACGCACUUCGCGGCGUGGGAGAGAGAGCCAUGGACGGCGACGAGUACCCCGAGCCCCGAACAACGACCCCGAGCGGAGUGAGCAGCGUGGGGGGCGUCGGUGCCGACGGCGUCGGUACGGGGGGAGGAGGCAGCGGCUGGCGGCGGAGGCCGGUGUCAAGGGAGGCUCCCGGCGGCGCCCGCGGGUCCGCCGCCACCUACAAGGCCGCCGCCCAGGGCCUGGCCCUCGACGCAGACUACGAGGGAAGCCCGCAGUCGAUCCCGUCGCCGUUGUCGCCGAAGGAGGCGGCGGCCUUCGCGACCGCGACCGCCGCUGCCGCCGCGGCGGCGGCGGCGGCGGCGGCGACGACGGCGGCUCUCGAUGAGGAAAAUGACAGCGGCGGCAGCGGGGCAGCGGGCAAGCAGGGCCGGAGGCGGCGCCCGCUGGAGGACCAGCCGAGGCCGGAGGCUCCCCCCGCCGCGUCCGUCAUCUGCGCGCGGCCCAAUCCCGCCGCCAUCGGUGGGGGGGGCGCCAUGGGAGCUGGGGGCGGGGGCAACUUCGCGACCACCGGGGGCGCGGCGGCGGUCGGGGGGGGGAGGUCAUCGGUGGUGGAAGACCAAUCCGCUUUCUGGACACCCCCGCGGAAGGGCCGGCGCGCGACGAGCAGCGUGGAGAUGAUCACCAGGAGCGCCGACGCUAUGGUGCUGGCGGCGGCGGCCGCGGGCAGGGCGAAAGGAACGGGCGGCUUGGGCGUCAGCGACGGGCGGGGAGCGUCACGCGGUGCGGGGCGCAGCAGAAGCAGUGUCGGUUCUCACCGCCGAAAAUCAAGCGGAGCAAGCGGCGGCAGUGGCGGCGGGGUCGAGGGAGGGGCGAGGCAGCCAGGACAGCGGACCUCUUCCGCUGCCAUGCUCGACAAUAUCCGCGGCGGAGACAGCCACGGAGGCGGCGGCGGCAGCGGCGGCGGCGGCAAGGGAACGAUGAGCGUGGCCAGCGGGAGCAGCCGUGCGAGCAGCCGCGGCAGGAGCGCCCGGUCGUUCUCCCUCUCCCAACACUCGGCCGGCAAGACCUCGCACCGUUCCUCGGGGACAACCAACAACAGGCAGUGCGCGUCGACCACAAGCGGAGGCAGCGCCUGUGGCGAGACGAACUCCGCCCGCUCCAGCAGGGACAGCUGGGCGUUCGACCCGAUAAUCAUGGCCAUCAACGGCUACGGCUGGGGCUUGGGGCAUGGGCAUGGGGGGUCAAAGCAGAUCACAUCGGGGGCGGGCGGAGGCGGGGGGGCGGGGCUGGGCGGCAGCCGUCGCAAGCAGCGAAAUACUUCCUUCAGCGGGAGCGCCGGUGGCGGCGGCGGGGGGCAACGGGGCUCGGGCAGGUGGACCAGCGGGGUCCGGCGACGAGGCAAGUCGAAGGAGAGGGCUGCCUCGAUGGCGGGUUCGACCGGAGGCGAGACGCGCAGCAGCGGGGUGAAGUCGCUGGUAAUGUUCGCGGAGUACGGCACCCGGCUCCACUGCCCCCACUGCAGCAAGGAGGUGGCCGGGUGCGGGUUCAGGGGCUGCUCCGGCUCCCUCAUCCGCAAGCCGAGCUUCAGCGACGAGUUCGGCCCGGAGGAGUCGUUCACCCUGCCCGCGCCCCAGCCCAUGCGGGCGCCGGCGCUCGGGGGCUUUUCUUCUGCGCUGCCCGGGGGCGGCGGUGGAGGAGGGAACUGUGGCAGCGUGCGGAGCGCGAGCCACCGGACGACGAGCGGGGAGGGCUGCGGCGGCGGCGGCGGGACCGGCGGCGGCGGGACCGUCGGAGGCGCGCACAAAAGCCUGCCGAUGGCGGCGGCCAGCCGCCUGCGGAUGAGCUUUUGCAGGGGGCCCUCCCCUUGCGACAGGUUCGACAACGAGAGCGACGACGACGACGACGAUGACGACGACGAUUUCGACGAUUACGAUGACUACGAGAGCCAGCGGUCGAACUUCGGGAUGAACUCCCCGACGUCCUCCUACGCGUGGGGCUGAGAAACGCUCUGACGGCGGGCGGGCUGGGCGGCCUGUCUAUCUGUCCCUUACCCUCUCCAUCAACGCCGCACAACGAGAAGCGGAGUGGCUCUUGUUCAUGACGCAUGUCGUGUGUAUGGCCUGCCUGACCUGAAUAACACAAGGAGGCAUUUUUGUUUUUGGGCAGUGGGGGGGGUUAGGGUGUCGGACAACAAAUCUUUCUGGUUCAACCGGUGCAUCUGCAGGCUCGUUGGUAUGGUGGGGGUUGCACUGCUGUUGGAGCUCUUGCUGGUGACGUGCUGCCUUCGUCGUCUUUUUGUUGUUCAGCAGCCGGCGGUAUGACGACGUCAAGGUUGUGAUAGAAGUGACUACUGCCCUUGUUGCGGCUUUGCUCGCCCUUGUUUCAUUUCUGUUUAUAUGUUGUGGAUUUUCUGGCUAAGGGGGCGUCGAAAGUGUGACCUACUUGCCGAAGGCUCUCGAUUCUCGCUGGAUGACGGAACUUUUUUUUUUUUUUGUAUGUGUUCUCUUCUUGUUCUUUUCUGUUUUACAGUUGUUCUCAUGCCAUUUCGUUCUAAAGGAACACGGAUAUUGUUGUGUGCCGUGGUUUCUCCUCCGCCGUAGAAGGGGUUAUGCGCUUCUCUUGGUUUUCGCGACGGGGGCGGCUGCUUUCCGCCCUGCGGUGGGUGGGAACGGCAAGUCAUUGUUCAGCAGCUGGCCGUCUUGCAGGUCGAGGCUGUUGUGUAGACUAUGUCACAAUUCCGUACUGUCAAAGAAAAAGCGAGAAAAAGUGGGUGAUCGGAUGUUCGUCUGCUCCUGUCAGAGGGGGAGGGUCUUACACGUACUUGUUUCGAUUCGUCCACGGGAUUGGUGAGAUGUGUGUGGCGUACGCUCUUGAUCUAGAGCCGCAGGGCUUCCAUUGAAUUCAUUGAGAAAGGAAAAAACUGGUGAGGUGUGCGGAUUGAUAGUAGUGCCUGUUACGGUUGGUGUAGCCAGGUGGAGGUAGUGUACUGAAGUUGGUUGAGCGCAACAGCAGCGUGUGUUCAAUUUUGCCUGCACUUUGUUUUUGUUUCUUUACUCCUGGGCAUUAUACUUGCGUUUUUCAUUUUUGGUUUUAGUUUUUUUUUGCCCUUCCAGGCGCGCGCGAGCGCACGGAGAAUGAGCGACAGAGAAAACUAGCACGGCACGCUACAAACACGCUUUGGUUGUCAGGGGAGGGAGACUUUACCGCCGAGUGAUGCAGAGGUGUGUUAUGGGCGGUUUCGUGAACGUUAGGCAACGGUGCGGGGCAAGGAGCCGGCGCAAGCAGAGUAUUCGAGGGAAGGGGGCUCUCUGUCUGGCAACGUCGCGUUCGACAACAGAGAAUCGAGGGGGGAGUAGAGAGCUUAACAUGCGUGUCGCGAGUUUGUUAGUAGAGCACCAGCACCAGCACCAGCACCAGCACCAACGCGCUGCUUUUCAUUUGCAAGGUCUGGAUACAUGCACGUCGUAGCGGUUCCCACCUGGACAUAGCUGCGUCGCGAUAGUGACGGCGGCUUCGGCUGUCGCAGGAAGUGAGAUUCUGCCGUGAGAUGAGAAUGACCCAACCCAACCCAGGCGUGGAGUGAAUUUCCACUGGUAUUUUUAGUAUCACCGCCGCCAGAUUAUUCGCUACUGUAGGGGGGGGGUGGUAUUGGGGUGAACAACCUUCGUUGCUCGUUCCCUUUGGGGGGGUGGGGUGAACGCACGCCAGUUUUUAGUUUUAGUGGCCGUAAAGGGGACGGCCCGUUCUUGCUGUUGUUGCCCGAUGUGGAGAGAAACAUUCUACGAGGGAAGGGGAGGGGCGCCGCUUCAAUGCGUACAUGGUUGCAUUUAUCCGGAUGCGUAGCAUGGAUUCACAGUGAAGUGUCGAAGUGUCGAGAAUGAAUGCAGCUGCCGGCCUUGGGGUCGCGAGUGCGUACUUGGGGUACAGCGCACGGCGGUACUAACACACUCAAGAAAAAUGAAAUUCCACGGAGCCGUGAUUUUCUUUUUUUUCGGUGUUGGCGCUUUUGUCUUUGUUUGGAAGCCUUAGAAACAGUUCUCUGUCCGUGUGUGUGGGUCAUGUCUCUGUGCUUCCUUUCGUCUUUUUCAACUUACGUUCUUUUUCGUCGUGUUUUCGCUGUACCGUCGCCGUUUUCGUUUUGUACCCUCUUUCGUCGUUUUCUCUUGUUGGACGAUGGAACGGAGACGACGCGGCGGGGGACGGUCUCGUUCUGUGUCUCUGGCUGCUUCAUCGUAGUCACCUUGUAUCUUGUUUUGUAGAUGGAAGAUUUAAGAUUGUUUGUUCCAUCUCUUCGUCUUGUGUGUGUGGUUGUUUCGCUCAGCGCAUCGUCGGUACAUGACGCCGCUGGGUGUCUUUCUUGUUGUAGUAGUUGCUGUUGUUGCUUUGUUGUUAAUGCUGCUGAUACGUGUGUCCCGCACCCGGGGGCAAACCUACUAUGUAAUAUCAUUUGCUUUUUUCAGCAGAUCGAAGCCGUCGUCGUCAGCAGCAGAUGCAUGUGCACCCGCACAGGACGUCGAAGUACACGCUUUUCCCGCCGCGGCUACUGCUGCUCCCAACGUGAUGACGGGGAUCGCGAGGCUGUCAUGCGGUGACACUCCCCGCUGUUUGUGUUCAGUGUUGGUUGUUUCGGCGCUCUUAUCGGCCGGUCGCUCUCGUGAUGAACGCAGGGAGCGGGCGAAACGGGAAGAUGUCUGUUAUGUAAUUUGCUUCGUAUCCGUGUAUA
Molecule: messenger RNA, 4952 nt
Organism: Ectocarpus sp. CCAP 1310/34
Lineage: Eukaryota; Phaeophyceae; Ectocarpales; Ectocarpaceae
Source: the annotation of a GenBank genome assembly